AUGGAUGUGAAAAUUAAGGGCGCCCAUUUAGUCGGACGUUGGUUGUGGGAUUGUCGCAAUGAUACAUGUGGUAUAUGUCGACAACACUUUGAGGCGUGUUGCCCACAAUGCCGCUUUCCCGGGGAUGACUGCCCCAUUCUAACAGGGAGGUGCACGCACACAUUUCACAUCCACUGUAUUGAACGAUGGGCCGAGCGCGAGCAGGGGAAUGCAGCGUGUCCCAUGUGUCGUCAGCCGUGGGAAUUUUGA
Molecule: messenger RNA, 249 nt
Organism: Trypanosoma cruzi
Lineage: Eukaryota; Euglenozoa; Kinetoplastea; Trypanosomatida; Trypanosomatidae
Product: anaphase promoting complex subunit protein, putative
Exons: 1
Coding region: 1-249 (82 amino acids)
Biological process (GO): anaphase-promoting complex-dependent catabolic process; protein ubiquitination; positive regulation of mitotic metaphase/anaphase transition
Cellular component (GO): anaphase-promoting complex; nucleus
Molecular function (GO): cullin family protein binding; zinc ion binding; ubiquitin protein ligase activity
Source: RefSeq, a predicted model, not a curated record